Messenger RNA from Podarcis muralis (Common wall lizard), 1974 nucleotides. Its product is annotated as L-gulonolactone oxidase. NCBI's taxonomy places the organism in Eukaryota, Metazoa, Chordata, Lepidosauria, Squamata, Lacertidae. The record is from RefSeq and is a predicted model, not a curated record. Gene Ontology annotation, cellular component: membrane. Gene Ontology annotation, molecular function: FAD binding; D-arabinono-1,4-lactone oxidase activity.
CUUGAUCAAUGGCAGAAACUAACCCAGACCCAGUUUAGAAACCCCCUUGUCUUGGGGCCCUUCCCCAUACAUGUCAAGUUUCCUCUGCUUUCAACGCCUCAUCCUUCCUUCAGCAUCAAUUGCCACCAUCAUCAUCAAAGUUUGCUUUAAAGAAUCUCUACCUGCUGUCUGUCAACUAUCUCAAACUGUCUCAAAUUAACAGCAAGCCAGCCUAGCAGAGGUUACUCAUUAACCCUUUUUUUCCUAGAAAGUGGCCCUCCUUGCCUCUUGCCUCCUCCCAAUUCCGGCAGCUGUUCUUCUGAGAUCUGCUGUAGACCUCACCCACCUUGUCUCGGAGGAAGACCCUCAGUCUCCUGCUAAGCUUUCCUUUGGAUAUUCAAAGAAGCCACAAACACAAUGGUCCAUGGCCAAGGUGGCGUCAGAUUCCAGAACUGGGCUAAGACUUAUGGCUCCUCCCCGGAGAUGUAUUUUCAGCCAACAACGGUGGAUGAGAUCAAGGAGAUCUUGGAUCUGGCCAGGCAGAAGAGUAAGAAGGUGAAAGUGGUGGGAGGUGGACAUUCCCCCUCGGACAUUGCCUGCACGGAUGACUACAUGAUCGAGAUGGGAAGGAUGAACAAGGUUCUCAAGGUGGACAAAGAGAAGAAGCAAGUGACAGCUGAGGCUGGCAUCCUUCUCUCUGAUUUGAACACCGAGUUGAGCAAACACGGCUUGGCUUUGCCCAUUCUAGGAGCCGUUUCGGAUGUGACAGCCGCCGGCGUCGUUGGCACCGGAACCCACAACACAGGGCUCAGGCACGGCAUUUUGGCGACGCAGGUGGUCGGCUUGACGCUGUUGACGGCUUCUGGGGAAACGCUGGAGUGCUCUGAAUCUGUGAACACUGAGCUGUACCGUGCUGCCUGCGUCCACCUGGGCUGCUUGGGCAUCAUCCUGACCAUCACCUUCCAGUGCGUGCCAGAGUUCUACCUGCAAGAGACGACUUUCCCAUCAACGCUCAAAGAGGUCCUGGACAACCUAGACAGCCACCUGAAGAAAUCUGAGUAUUUCCGUUUCCUUUGGUUCCCUCACACUGAGAACGUGAGCGUCAUCUAUCAAGACCACACCAACAAGCCUCCCACUUCCUCUGCCAGCUGGUUUUGGGACUACGUGAUCGGAUACUACCUGCUGGAGUUCCUCCUUUGGGUCAGCACAUUCCUGCCCUGCCUGGUUCCCUGGAUCAACCGCUUCUUCUUCUGGCUCCUCUUCACCGGCAAAGUGGAGAACAUCAACUUGAGCUACAAGAUAUUCAACUACGAGUGCCGCUUCAAGCAGCAUGUGCAGGAUUGGGCCAUCCCCAUUGAGAAAACGAAGGAGGCUCUGCUGGAGCUGAAGGGGGUUCUGGAAAGCAACCCCAAAGUGGUGGCCCACUACCCAGUGGAAGUGCGCUUCACUCGGGGAGACGACAUCUUGCUGAGCCCCUGCUUCCGAAGGGACAGUUGCUACAUGAACAUCAUCAUGUACAGGCCCUAUGGGAAAGAUGUCCCGCGCCUUGACUACUGGCUCGCCUACGAGAGCAUCAUGAAGAAGGUUGGAGGGAGACCUCACUGGGCAAAGGCCCACACAUGCACUCGGAAGGACUUUGAGAAGAUGUACCCUGGCUUCCAGGAGUUCUGCUCCAUCCGGGAGAAGCUGGACCCCAGAGGAAUGUUCCUGAAUGCCUACCUGGAGAAGGUCUUCUACUGAGAGGCGACAUGGAGAAGUUGGUGGCGGCGGAGGAACCUCUCAUGUGGGCAGUGGUUCUCAAAGUGGGUUGCAGCAGCACCCUCUUGCGGGUGGUGGGAUUACCUGGGGGGGCACUAAGAGGCAAUGGGGCAGAUGGGGGGCACUGGAGGUGACUAUCUGGAAAGCUGGCAUCGCUGGAUCAAGUCCAUUUCAUUGUAUUCAUUAUUUUCAAUUGGAUUUUGAAUAAAUGCACAGCUGUUACUGUUUGGAAUUUUA